Molecule: messenger RNA, 714 nt
Organism: Nerophis lumbriciformis (worm pipefish)
Lineage: Eukaryota; Metazoa; Chordata; Actinopteri; Syngnathiformes; Syngnathidae
Source: RefSeq, a predicted model, not a curated record
AUGGGCGCAGUGGUGGGAACUUUGACCAUGCAAACCAAGCAGAGAAGACCGACAAGAGAUAAAACAGACGACGAGCUUGAGAUGACAACAGUGUGUCAUAGACCGGAGGCUCUCGAGCAACUGGAAUCCCAAACUAACUUCUGCAAGCAGGAGCUCCAGAUUCUCUAUCGUGGUUUCAAGAAUGAAUGUCCAAGUGGAGUCGUAAAUGAGGAGACAUUUAAACACAUUUAUGCGCAGUUUUUUCCACAUGGAGGUAAAUCUUUGUGUCAUCACUCAUGUUUUUCACACUGGUGUCACCAUAUUGUUUUUUGUUUUGUAGAUGCAAGCAUGUACGCGCAUUACCUUUUUAAUGCUUUUGACACAACCAAGAACGGCUCCAUUAAGUUUAAGGACUUUGUCAUGGGCUUGUCUAUUUUGCUGAGGGGAACCUUAAGGGAAAAACUUGAAUGGACGUUUCAUCUUUACGACAUUAACAGAGAUGGUUACAUAAACAGGGAGGAAAUGACAGAGAUUGUGAAAGCCAUUUAUGACAUGAUGGGCAAGUACACUCACCCUGCGCUGAAGGGAGAUGUGCCACAGCAGCAUGUGGAUGCUUUCUUUCAGAAAAUGGACAAAAACAAAGAUGGAGUGGUAACUUUAGAUGAGUUUGUAAUAGCCUGCCAGGAGGAUGAAAUCAUGAUGAGAUCCAUGCAGCUGUUUGAGAAUGUGAUGUAG